UUUUCUCUCCCCUUCUCUGGGCCUUAGCUUUACCGAUACCGGCUGUGACACCCAGGCCUUGUGAAGUUGGAUCAAUACGCCAAAUGGCGUUCGAAAACACGAUUUGGGAUGGUCGUCUUAUCAUGGAAAAACCAACUCCGUCAGUACUAAGGCCAUGCCUGCUCUUUUCCCUAAUGAAUCAGGCUCUACCCAUUAUAGGCCUCCACAACUGUCUACCCACCAUCAAAGCUCCGACCAUUUCCUUACCCACAAGUACGCUCAGUUCCUCAAAAAAAAAACGCCUAGUAAUCGUCGUUGGAACAUUGGUAUUGGGGGCAAAUUGUCUACGCAUCUUGGUAUUAUGAGCUUCUUACUCUCGAUAACUUUAAGCCGUUGUUGGGAAUCAGCUUGUUAUUUUCAUCGGUGGGGUGUGCAAAUCGGGGCUGUAGGAUGUGUAAAACGGUGUUGGAACGGGGGCUGCAGAUGGGUCGCACGAUGCUGGAUAUCACAUUGGGCAUUUCUCUUGCCGUUGUUCCUCUUCAACUCUGAAUUUUGGAGCGUAGAGCAAGUCAUCCAUCACUCAUGGUCUUCAGCUCAAGCUUCUAGCGUACCAAACGGCUCUGGUUCUAAAAAUCUGGGUACCUUGAUCCUCUCGCCUUGUCUGGAUCUCGGUGUUCCUACUGUUUUCUCCGGAUGGUCAAGACAUCGAGGAGGAGAUUAUUUCUUCGACGUCAAGCCAUUCUACUACCGCCGCCCGGUUUGUCUUGGCCUAUGCAGUGUAUGUUUCAAUGGAAUUGUACCUUCAUUGGCUAUCCCAAUGUCUCCGAAUGCGCUAUCAACCCCAACUCACCUGCGACUGCUGUUCACGAAUAAGAAGGAUCUCUAUUCUGUUCUGUUGACAUGGGUCAUCGCUGCCAUAUUCGUUGCAUCUGUCGUCAUAAGUGCAAUCCACUAUCCUCGAUUAUGUCUCUUAGGGUCAGCGACUGUCGCUCAUGGCAUCCUUAACAUUUUUUACGGAUAUCACGGUGGCCGCAAUGCUAUGUCAUACAGCGAAACAGCGCUUCAUCUAACAGUUUUCAAAAGGUGCCGUAGUUGGUUGCGGAGUGUAUUUAUUCGCGGUAUGAGCAGAUUCAGGUGUCUUACCUACCUCGAUGUACUAGACCGGGAGCAAGCAUGGUAGGUGGUUAUAACAUGGAAUCGGUUGCAGGUAUAUGUGGGCCGUCAAUGGUUACAGAUCGGGUGGCUAAUUCCCGGAUACGGCAAAGUUGACAGUGAUGAU
This is a messenger RNA of Desarmillaria tabescens, 1258 nucleotides long. RefSeq lists its product as uncharacterized. Bases 155 to 1159 code for a protein of 334 amino acids. The transcript has 5 exons. NCBI's taxonomy places the organism in Eukaryota, Fungi, Basidiomycota, Agaricomycetes, Agaricales, Physalacriaceae. The record is from RefSeq and is a predicted model, not a curated record.